AUGUCAACUACAGUCCUCACACUCCAGUCCUCCAACCCCACCGACGUCUCCUCCGCCUGCUCAACCUACUCCCUCACCACCCUCCAAUUCGAGGCGCUGCACGCCCGCAGCGCCGCUGCAAAGGCCACCGCCUAUUGCCCGUACUCGCGCUUCCGCGUCGGGGCCUCGAUCCUGACUGAGGACGGCGCAUUCAUCGAUGGCGCGAAUGUGGAGAAUGCUGCGUAUCCUGUAGGGACGUGUGCGGAGCGCGUGGCGUUUGGGAAGGCGGUCACGGAGGGGCAUAAGAAGUUCAAGGCUGUGGGUGUUGCGACGGAUAUCAGCCCCCCGGCUAGUCCUUGUGGGAUGUGCAGGCAAUUUAUCCGGGAGUUCUGCGAGCUGCAGACGCCGAUUUUCAUGUUCGAUAAGGAUGGUGCUUUUGUAGUGAUGAAGCUCGAGCAGCUGCUUCCAGUAUCCUUCGGCCCUGAGGCCUUGCCUCCUCCAAGCUUCUUGCCAGCAUGA
Lachnellula hyalina is the source of this 498-nucleotide messenger RNA. It is a transcript of the gene CDA, whose product is annotated as Cytidine deaminase. The coding region runs from base 1 to 498 and encodes 165 amino acids. Gene Ontology annotation, cellular component: cytosol. The record is from RefSeq and is a predicted model, not a curated record. Gene Ontology annotation, molecular function: cytidine deaminase activity; zinc ion binding. Lineage: Eukaryota; Fungi; Ascomycota; Leotiomycetes; Helotiales; Lachnaceae. The transcript is spliced from 3 exons.